Messenger RNA from Neurospora tetrasperma FGSC 2508, 1779 nucleotides. RefSeq lists its product as uncharacterized. The transcript has 3 exons. Lineage: Eukaryota; Fungi; Ascomycota; Sordariomycetes; Sordariales; Sordariaceae. Gene Ontology annotation, biological process: transmembrane transport; carbohydrate transport. Bases 1 to 1779 code for a protein of 592 amino acids. Gene Ontology annotation, cellular component: membrane. Gene Ontology annotation, molecular function: carbohydrate:proton symporter activity. The record is from RefSeq and is a predicted model, not a curated record.
AUGGCGAUCUUCGCCAUGGGCUGGCAGAAGCCCGACAAUGUCGCUGGCUCAUCUGCCCCAGCGAUCAUGGUCGGCCUGUUUGUCGCCACAGGCGGCUUACUCCUUGGCUAUGACACUGGAACCAUCAACGGCAUCCUUGCCAUGAAAUCGUUCAAAGACCACUUUUCGACCGGCUACAUCGACGGCAACGGACAGCCUGGCAUAUACCCAAAGGAGAGUGCGUUAAUCGUUGCCAUGCUCAGCGCCGGAACCGCCAUCGGAGCCUUACUCGCUGCGCCUCUCGGAGAUCACUAUGGACGUCGCCGGUCCCUUAUUGGCGCCAUCGGAAUUUUCGUAAUCGGCGCCAUCCUGCAGGUUUGUGCAUAUAACAUCGAUCUGUUGGUGGCAGGAAGGACGGUUGCCGGUGUUGGUAUCGGCAUUGUCUCAGUGCUUGUCCCCUUAUAUCAGUCCGAGAUGGCACCCAAGUGGAUUCGAGGAACACUGGUGUGCACCUACCAACUCUCCAUCACCAUGGGGCUUCUUGCCGCUGCCGUGGUCAACAUCCUCACAUACAAAUUGAAGACAGCUGCUGCCUACCGGGUACCAAUAGGACUUCAGCUAACCUGGGCCUGCGUCUUGGUCCUGGGUUUGACUGUGUUACCCGAAACUCCUCGUUACCUCAUCAAACGUGGAGACAAGAACGCCGCUGCCCUUUCUCUCAGUCGGCUGCGUCGACUGGACAUUACUCACCCUGCCUUGGUCGAGGAGCUUGCCGAAAUCGAAGCAAACCAUCAAUACGAGAUGGCACUGGGUCCCGAUUCUUACAAGGACAUUCUCUUUGGCGAACCUCACCUUGGCCGUCGCACGUUCACAGGUUGCUGUCUGCAGAUGCUACAACAGCUUACCGGCGUGAACUUUAUCAUGUACUAUGGAACCACCUUUUUCAAUAACGCUGGCGUCGGAAACCCCUUCAAGAUCUCUCUCAUUAUGCAAGUCAUCAACACAGCAUCGACCAUACCCGGAUUGUUCGUGGUCGAAUCAUGGGGCCGGCGUCGGCUCCUGAUGGUGGGCGCCAUCGGCAUGGCCAUCUGUCAGCUGCUGAUCGCUGCCUUCGCGACGGCCAGCGGCUCCAACAACCUAUCAGCACAGAACAAGGUCCUCAUCACCUUUGUUGCGAUAUACAUCUUCUUCUUUGCUGCAUCAUGGGGCCCAGUUGUAUGGGUCGUCACCUCCGAGAUUUAUCCGCUCAAGGUUAGAGCCAAAUCCAUGUCAAUAACUACGGCUUCAAAUUGGUUCCUCAAUUUUGGCAUCGCCUACGGCACCCCGUAUAUGCAAACGAACAGCGCAGCGAGUGACGAAAGCUCGAUAGAUCUCGGCUCUAAAGUGUUUUUCGUAUGGGGCGCGUUUUGCAUAGUAGCGGUCGGCUUUGUAUGGUGUAUGGUUUACGAGACUAGCAAGAUCAGUCUCGAACAAAUUGAUGAGAUGUACGAGAGAGUUGACCAUGCGUGGCACAGCAGGCGCUUCGAACCUAGUUGGAGUUUCCAGGAGAUGCGAGACCUUGGCUUCUCCGAUAACGGCAUACCGCCAACGCAGCAGCUGCAGCAGCAGCCGCAGCAGCCGCAGCAACAACAACAACAACAUCACCAACAACAACACCAACAAGUUGACCUACAGCAAUCGCAGUCACGCACUAGCAACUCCAGUACGUCUCAAACCGACGUGGGCGGGAGCAAUAACACCGGGGCGUCACAAGACGAUAAACUUGUGGCAUCCUUGGGCAACAUCGAUCUCAGCUAUUGA